This is a messenger RNA of Dendronephthya gigantea, 3551 nucleotides long. RefSeq names its product pre-rRNA processing protein FTSJ3-like. The record is from RefSeq and is a predicted model, not a curated record. Lineage: Eukaryota; Metazoa; Cnidaria; Anthozoa; Malacalcyonacea; Nephtheidae. Gene Ontology annotation, cellular component: preribosome, large subunit precursor; nucleolus; nucleus. The transcript has 21 exons. Gene Ontology annotation, biological process: rRNA methylation; maturation of 5.8S rRNA from tricistronic rRNA transcript (SSU-rRNA, 5.8S rRNA, LSU-rRNA); maturation of LSU-rRNA from tricistronic rRNA transcript (SSU-rRNA, 5.8S rRNA, LSU-rRNA). Gene Ontology annotation, molecular function: rRNA (guanine) methyltransferase activity; rRNA (uridine-2'-O-ribose)-methyltransferase activity. The coding region runs from base 596 to 2854 and encodes 752 amino acids.
UUUGCAGGGAAAAAGGCAAAAAUACUCUCAACUAAAAACAUAAUAACAGCUUUAUGGCGGUGGAAGGGAAAGAUAAGUUGUGAAAAUCCUCCCAAAAUUAAAUCAUAUAGAAUUUUGUGGACAAAUUACAUCGUUUAGCCUAGCUGAGCCAACACGUUUGUAUACUCUGCGGUAAUAUGUUACGAUACUUUAUUUAAUACCAAACACAAUAGAACUCACAUGGUACGUGUUUACAAACACGAAUGAUAAAGUUUUUCUGCCAAAAAUUUUUGGAUUUUGACUCAAGAAGACCGUUAAGAUUGCUGAUUGGAAUAGGUGAGGGUUAUAUAUGACAUUUUACUGCAGUUAGAUCUUGAUUUCUAAUGGCUGGUGCUCAGAAAAUCGAUUUUCUGAUCCAAUUAUCUCGUUGUUUUUUAUUAGAAGUAAAAUACUAUCAUAUUAUGGCGUUUAGACUAUCAGUAAAGUGACUUGAAGACCGCGGAUUAGCUUUUCCUUCGUCCUUCGAGUCCUCCUCUGCUGUGUUUAGCAUACUGCGUCUUUACAGUCUAGGUAUUCUCUUUGUUAUUGACUUAUUGUUAGUAUUUGAAAACUCAUCAUGGGUAAGAAGGGAAAAAUUGGAAAACAGAGAAGAGAUAAAUUUUAUCAUCUAGCAAAAGAAACAGGUUACCGAGCACGUUCUGCAUUCAAACUUAUUCAGUUGAAUAGAAAGUUUGAAUUCUUACAGUCAUCUCGUGUUUGUAUUGACCUGUGCGCGGCACCAGGAGGAUGGCUCCAGGUUGCGUCAAGAUUUAUGCCAGUAUCAAGCAUCAUCAUUGGUGUAGAUUUAGUCCCAAUAAAACCAAUAGCAAACGUUAUCACUUUGCAAGAUGAUAUCACCACACAGAAAUGUAGGCAGGACAUAAAGAAAGAGCUCAAGACAUGGAAAGCUGACUGUGUUUUAAACGACGGUGCUCCAAAUGUUGGAUCAGCCUGGGCACAUGAUGCUUUCACACAAGCACAUCUGACACUAGCUGCUUUGAAGCUUGCAUGCGACUUCUUAAACAAGGGAGGAUGGUUUGUCACAAAGGUGUUUCGCUCAAAAGACUACCAACCAUUGAUCUGGGUUUUCAAUCAACUCUUCAAGAAAGUUCAUGCAACAAAGCCACAAGCCUCGCGUAAUGAGUCAGCAGAAAUAUUUGUUGUUUGUCAGGGUUAUAAAGCUCCAGACAAGAUAGAUCCAAAGUUACUUGAUUGGAAGUGCAUCUUUGAAGAAGUAAAUCAAGAGCCUACAAAACAAGCUAGUCUUCUCAGCAAUAAAAAACGAUCGCGUGCCCAGGGCUAUGAAGAAGGAGACUAUAGCUUGUUCAAGACUUUAGCAGUCACAGAGUUUGUGAAGAGUGCAAAACCCUUGGAUCUUUUGAGCUCAGUGAAUCAGAUUGUGUUUGAUGAUAAAAGAUAUCUUCAACAUGAUUUAACCACGUCUGAAAUCAAGGAAUGUUGCAAGGAUAUCAAAGUUUUAGGAAAAGGGGAAGUGAGAUUAUUGUUGAACUGGCAAGCAAUGUUGCAUGAUCUGGAAAACAGUCCUGCUGAAAACACGAGCGCUGAGCAAGACAAAGAAGACGUUGCACCAGAGAAAACUGUUGACGAGAUGAUCCAGGAUUUGAAAGACGAGGAAACUGCUGAUGGCAAAAGAAAGCGUCGUAAGUUGUUUGCAAUGAAGAAACAGGCUCGUGAAAGAAUGCAGAUUGGUGGUGGAGCGACUGCUGACGGCGAUGACGCUGAGCUCUUCUCGCUGAACAACAUCAAGAGUAAGAAGAAUUUGGAGAAGGUCGAUGAGGGAGAUAUGAUUGAAGAUGCGGACGAUGAUGGGGAUAGCAGUGAUGUCGAGGACAGUGAGGACAGUAGCGCUGGGGAUAUCGAGGACAAUGAUGAUGAAGAAGAUGAUGAUGAUGAUGUCAAUCCACUGUUGGUCGAUCCAGACGAAGAGACUGAUCAACUAACGAAAACCAAACUUUGGUUUGGCAAAGACAUGUUUCAAGGUCUAGAAACUGUGGAAGAUGAGGAUUUUGAGGUGGAGCAAAUGAUGAAAAGGCACAAAAAAGCUGGUGGUGUUCUUUUGGGAGAUAAUAAGGAUACCAAAACGAUGACGAAGAGGUCCGAUAAUGCAGCGAGUCAGGCCGACAACAAAUCGUCCGACUCCGACAGUGACUCCGACGACAGCGAUUAUGAAAUGGAACAAGUGCAGAACGAGACAGAUGUUACCACGAAAUCUGAAAAUGGAUUUGAAGUCGUAUCACAACAUUAUCUUAUGAAAAAUAUGACACCUGAAGGACUUGCCCUUGGAGCGCAAAUGGCUUUCUCUAAGAAACGAAAGCGAGAAAUCGAAGAUGAGGCAUACCACAGGUGGACGUUCAACGAUGAUAACCUACCAGAAUGGUUCACCCAGGAUGAAGCUAAACAUUAUCAGCGUAACCUGCCAGUCACUAAAGAAGAGGCAAUGGAAUACAAGGCCAGGUUACGAGAGAUCAAUGCCAGACCAAUCAAGAAAAUAGCUGAGGCUAAAGCCAGGAAGAAACAGAAGGAAAUGAAACGACUUGAAAGAGCGAGGAAGAAGGCAGAAGUUAUUUGUGAUAACGAUGAAGUCACGGAUAAGGAAAAGGCACAACAGCUCAGGAACCUGUAUAAAAAAGCUGGAGUUGGCAAACGAAAGAAACCUGAAGUGAAAUACGUCGUUGCCAAGAAAGGAAUCGGGAAACGAGCAAAACGGCCCGCGGGCGUGAAGGGUCCUUUCAAAAUGGUUGAUCCGAGAAUGAAGACUGAUUUGCGGGGGAAGAUGAAAAAUCAGGACAAAAAACGAGGAAAAAGACGGAGAUAGUGAAAACACCAGAUAACUUCUUGACCUAAAUAUAAUUCUGUGUAAAUAUAUUCGAGCUUCAACUUGAACUAUAGUGACUGAAUGCAUAAAAGUUUAAUUAUGAGAGAGUUGAAAUUCAGCCUCAGUAUCACAUUUUCGUCCUAUUUGCUCUUUGGCGAAGUCUCGGACAGCAAGCAGGCAAAGAGAACGAGAACAUUACCGACAAGCCGGCUUGGGAUACGUUGGAAAAUGUGCAUUUUAACGGUGAAAAACAGAUUUAUUCCUCAGAUUUAGAACGAAAUAAUAAUUAUACGCAAUUUAGAACGUUCUGAAAUGUAACAAAAACGUUCUAGAAUGCAGCGAAGAUUGUUGUUCCAAAAAUGUAUCAAAAAUGUAGCAAGCGUGAGAAAAAUCAAUUAGAACUUUUUGGUAAGUGAAAAGAACCUUUCGCGUGGGAAAAGAACUUUUUCAUGUAUUCGAAAAGAACUUACGUGAGGAACAAACCGUUUCUGAAUCAAUUCAACUAAGGUUUCAACGAACGUUACGAAGAUCAAUGAAGCAGCAGUUGGUUAAAGUUUAGCGUGCAGUUUUCACACUAAAGCAGUUGUUUUGCCGAAGAAUUGUUUUGACAUGCACGAAAUAUUGAGAAAUCUUAGAAAUCUAGAAAUAUAUCAAGCUAGAGGCAUACCCAUUAACCGCAUUGGUUAUUGACAUAUUA